AUGUCACAGAACAAUGACUUAGCAUAUGGCAAGGCCUACGGGUCGGAGCGUGGGUCUGGAGACGGCUCUCGGGGCUUCGGUGAUACUUUCAAGAAGCUCAAAGACACCUACAAAAGUUACUCCCAGCCCUCAGGCCAGGCGAGUGGCCAGGCUGGUGCCCAGAAUGUGAAUGCUCAGAAUCAAGGUCCAUACGGAUACAGUCAUACCCCUCAAAGUCAGUCAGGACAAGAGUAUCAGUCCGGCUCGAGCUCAAACCAGUAUACCCAGCAGGAUCGCCCUCAGAAGCAGGAUAAGCUUUCGGGGCUCCUGGGCAAGCUGCAGGGGACAGUCACCGACAUGGGGUCUGAAUUGGCGACCAAAAUUGGCACUGCCAUCGAUCCACAGGCCUAUGCCCAAUACGGAUCGAAUGACCAGGCGGCACAACAUCGCUUCGGCAGCUUCGCACCACCUCGUGAACACAAUGAAGUCAAGGCAUACGUAGAUGGAUGCUCGUAUUUUUGGGCAGUCUCGGUAGCCCUGGAGAAUGCGCGCGAGUCCAUCUGGAUUCUCGAUUGGUGGCUGUCCCCGGAACUCUAUCUCAGAAGACCUCCCGCUCAAAAUGAGAAGUAUCGACUGGACCGUAUGCUCAAAGACGCCGCUGUGCGGGGCGUACGUGUCAAUGUCAUCGUGUACAAGGAGGUUACCCAAGCAUUGACCCUAUCUUCUUCCCACACCAAGCAUGCUUUGGAGGACCUACACCCUAAUAUUGCGGUCUUCCGUCAUCCUGACCAUCUGCCCGAUCGCCAGGAGUUGAUCUCAGGAAUCACUCAAUCCCUGCAGAACUUUUCUCUCACCCCGGCGGGUCUUGCACGGAUGUCCAAGGAUACUCUGACCGGCCUGUAUGGUAUGAACGACGACGUUAUUCUAUACUGGGCCCAUCACGAGAAGCUGUGUCUCAUUGAUGGACAGAUCGCAUUCAUGGGAGGUCUGGAUCUCUGCUUUGGUCGAUGGGACACUCAUCAGCAUGCGAUCUCGGAUGUGCAUCCAUCAAACAUCGCCGAGACCGUCUUCCCCGGACAGGAUUACAACAACUCCCGCGUUCUCGACUUUGAGAAUGUCACCGACUGGGAGAAGAACCAGCUUGAUCGGAUGACCAUGUCUCGCAUGGGCUGGUCGGACAUUUCUGUGGGUUUGCGAGGUCCUGUAGUCGAGGAUCUCCGGCGCCAUUUCGUGGAGCGCUGGAACUACAUCUAUGACGCCAAGUACCAGGUUCGCCAGAACACCCGGUACGCGCGACUUGCGCUUCACGGACGACUGGGGUCGUCACAGGGAAACCCAGUCGGUGGCGCGCAGCAGCAAGGUCCUCAAUUGCCAGGAGUUCCUGGACAGCCCCAAUUCCAGUCGCAGACGCAGCAAGCAUCGGUCCCUCAGUGGCAAAGCCAACAAUCCUCCGCCGGGAGCCAGCAACAGCACUCCUUCACACCCCAAUGGCAGGCUUCGCAAUCAACGUCCACACCAAGCUACCCUCCCCCGCCAGGACAGUACACCCCAGGCCCGACUCAGCAAGCGCAGCACAACACCUCCUCUACAUACCAAGCCAGCCAGUCCGCAAGCACUCCGGGUUACCAAACCCAGGGCUACCAAGCCAGCCAAGGUCAGGCACCCCCCAACCCCCAGCAGUCGGCAAGCCAUGGUCCCCAGCAGUACAGCUACACAGGUGGCUCGUUCCCACCACCCCCUCCAGGACCGCCGCCUAGCCAGUCUCCUGCGACUCCAUCGUACCAGCACCAGCACCAGCCUCAGCACUCGCAAAAUCAGGCACCCUAUUUCCCUCCUCCUCCAGGCCAAGGAUCCUCUUCGCCGGCCUAUUCUAACCAGCAAGAGAAUCAAGCGUCCUACUAUCCCCCUCCGCCCGGUCAGGGGAGCUCAACUGCCGGGCAAGUAAAUCCGACCGUGGGGACUCGCGGGGCCGGUGAUCACUACCAAAGCGAAGAUCAGUCACGGGGCUUCGCACCAAAACGUCUGCGACAAGACAUCACGCAGUAUGGCAAUCAGCUCCGCGGUCAGCUUGCUGGUCAGAUUCAUCAGUACCAAGACAAACUCACCACUUACGGACGUCCUGAUCAACAAGGACGCGGCAACAUGUCCUGCCAGAUUGUUCGGAGCUGUGCCAAGUGGAGCAAUGGUACCCCCGUGGAGCACUCUAUUGCUGAUGCAUACGCUGCUAUUAUCCGGAACAGCGAGCAUUUUGUCUACAUCGAGAACCAAUUCUUCAUUACCGCCACUAGUGACUCUCAGCGUCCCGUGAAAAACAAGAUUGGCGCCGCCAUUGUUGAGCGUAUCCUGCGCGCGGCGCGUGCCGGAAAGAAAUAUAAGAUUAUUGUGGUGAUCCCAUCGGUGCCUUGUUUUGCGGGAGAUCUCCGCGACGAGGAAACGCUGGGGACUCGGGCCAUCAUGGAGUUCCAGUAUAAUUCGAUCAACCGAGGAGGACACAGCAUUAUGGAAAUGAUCGCCAAGGAAGGUUACAACCCCAUGGAAUAUAUUCGGUUCUACAACUUGCGCAACUACGAUCGGAUCAACAACGCUGGACUUUUGUCUGCAGUGGAGCGUGAAAGUGGUGUGCACUAUGAGGACGCUCGCCGUCAAUUUGAUCAACAAACUGUUGGAUCUGCCGGCUCGGUUCCUUAUAAUGGGUCUGGAUACGGCGCUGGUGCUGGUACUGGUGCCGGUGCCGGUGCCGGUGGUGCUACACGAAGUGCCUUUGAUACUUCUGCUCCCUUCCAGCAGUACCAGCAGGCGGCUCAGCAUCACAACGCGGGUGGUCGACCUGCAGGAUCCAGCCAAUGGGACAGUGUCAGCUCUUGCUACAUGUUGAAUGGUCCCGAUAUCCGCAAUGUGCCGUGGGACGGCCACCCCGACGCUGAAAUUGAUGCAUUCGUGAGCGAGGAGCUCUAUGUUCAUUCGAAGGUCAUGAUUGCCGAUGACCGUGUGGUGAUUUGCGGUUCGGCCAACUUGAACGAUCGCUCGCAGCUUGGAGACCACGACUCCGAAAUUGCCGUCAUCAUCGAGGACUUCACCUCCGUUCCGUCCCAGAUGAAUGGCCAGCCUUGGAUGGCCAGUCGCUUUGCUGCCUCCUUGCGUCGUGAACUCUUCCGCAAGCACCUAGGUCUACUGGCUCCGCAAGACUACUCUCGUCCCAGUGCAAGCUGUCAGCCCCCUGGGUCCCCGGAACACUUCGACCUCGACUGCCCCGAGAGCCAAGUGGUGGCCGAUCCCCUGUCCGACACCCUGCAAAGUCUCUGGAAUUCGCGCGCACACACCAACACCGAAGUCUUCCGCAAGGUCUUCCAUGCGGUCCCGGAUGACGUUGUGCGCAACUGGGCGACGUACAAGGAGUUCUAUGAGUAUUACUUCCAUAAAGCGGACCAGCAAGCCGAGGGUAAGGAGGCGUUCAGCCGACCACCGCGGUUCCAGUGGGGACAUGUGGUUCGAGACGACUUUGCCCCCGGAGCUGAGGGGGCGACACAGGUGAAGGAAUUGCUCAGCCAGGUCAAGGGAACUUUGGUCGAGAUGCCAUUGAUGUUCCUGACCGAGGAGGAUAUUGCGAAGGAGGGAGUGACGUUGAAUGACUUGACAGAGCCUCUGUAUACCUGA
Messenger RNA from Penicillium diatomitis, 3633 nucleotides. It is a transcript of the gene pld2, whose product is annotated as putative phospholipase D (PLD). Lineage: Eukaryota; Fungi; Ascomycota; Eurotiomycetes; Eurotiales; Aspergillaceae. Bases 1 to 3633 code for a protein of 1210 amino acids. Gene Ontology annotation, biological process: cell motility. Gene Ontology annotation, molecular function: catalytic activity. The transcript is spliced from 4 exons. The record is from RefSeq and is a predicted model, not a curated record.